GGGGGGACGAACCGCCGCACACUUUUGGCCACUGCACGGGAGAGGGGGGACGGAGGCUGCAUGUGCGCAGCGUCGCUCGCGGAUCUCCCGAGACUGAUCUCAGCAUCCCGCAGGCUCAGUCAAAAGCAGCGACGAAACAUCAGCCGCUGCCAGACAUGGAUGAAGGAAUCUCCCGCUUGCCGGAGAGGCAGCUACUGGAGCAUAGGGAUUUUAUAGGGCUGGACUACCCUGCCCUGUAUAUGUGCAAACCCAAAAGAGGAGUGAAGAGGGACGAGAGCAAGGAAACGUACAAACUGCCACAUAGACUGAUAGAAAAGAAGAGGCGAGACAGGAUUAACGAAUGCAUUGCCCAGCUGAAGGAUUUAUUGCCCGAGCAUCUGAAACUAACGACGCUGGGACACCUGGAGAAAGCGGUGGUGCUGGAACUGACUUUGAAGCACUUGAAAGCACUGACAGCCUUAACAGAGCAGCAGCACCAGAAGAUAAUCGCUUUGCAGAAUGG
Messenger RNA from Zonotrichia albicollis (white-throated sparrow), 502 nucleotides. NCBI's taxonomy places the organism in Eukaryota, Metazoa, Chordata, Aves, Passeriformes, Passerellidae. The record is from RefSeq and is a predicted model, not a curated record.